UUUCUUUCGAGUAUUACACCGACGUUAACGAUGAGCCACGAUGAGCCACUAAUUUUCGGUGCGCCACCAGCUUACAAACAUAUGUCGGAAUGUUUCGUGCACACAAACCCCGGCAAAUCUCUGCGGGCGUUCCACCAGCAUCCUGUGCUAUUACGUUUACCACUGAUCAACAAAAGAGCCUGAACCGUAUAUGCUGCCCGAAGCAUAUAUUCAUAUAUAUGUCGCAAUGUAAGACCUUGUGUACAAGUUGCAUAUGUCUUAAAAGCUAAAUCACAGCACGCAUGCUCAUGUAAGCUUCACAAGGCCUUGCAUGCUUCGGGCUCUUUUGUUGAUUGGCACGUCAUGCUGUGCGUUCAACUGAAACUUUGAUGGUUAACCUCACACGUACGCGCUACCCACUGUCAAAAAUAUGAGAUUGAUUGAACGAGGUACCCAACACAUCACAUAUGGCCACCCAUACCACUUACACUCCACUCAAGUUUUACUUGCCAAAGAGCUUGUAGUUGCAAUACUAGAUGGCUUAAACCUCCGAGACUUGCUCAAUGUUGCACAGACGUGCACGACCAUGCGUGGGGUAGUUCUCAACCUCAUAGAAAAAUACAAACACCAGAUCCUGACUCUGUACAUCCUUUCUGAGUGUCGUCGCCAUCAAUUCUUCGCCGUUUUAACCGCCACACGCGGUGUGAUUACUGGAUCUUGCGCUCUCAACAUGAUUCUGGGUUCACCUUCAUAUCCCACCAACAAUCUCAAUAUCAUUGUUCCAGCGGGAGAAUUCGACACUAUGGCACGAUUUCUAACCGACGACCUUUUUUUUGUCACCGGUUCUACCACCAUACACAGAAUUAUGCGAUCUACAGUCCAAACUUUUACAGAAUUCAACCACCUCGGAGCCCGCAUCACUCUCACUGAAUCUAGGGACAAACAAGAUGUUAUGAGGGUCAUCAUCAACUGUCCAACCACUGCUGAUAUGUCAUUUAUCACGCCCGGAGGAGCUGCAACUCUUUAUCCCACUAUGACAAUCGCUAACAACAGAAGUUUCAACAUCAUCUAUAGUGAAAGUAUCCAGGUUGCGCAUGAUCUUGGUACAUUUGAAGAGAUGAAGAAGUCCGAGCUUAAAACUCCGAGGUAA
Molecule: messenger RNA, 1129 nt
Organism: Suillus paluster
Lineage: Eukaryota; Fungi; Basidiomycota; Agaricomycetes; Boletales; Suillaceae
Exons: 1
Coding region: 410-1129 (239 amino acids)
Source: RefSeq, a predicted model, not a curated record